UAACUAAAAGUCAUUUUACCACCAGAUCUCACCAGCUAUCCCUCCUCCAAAAGCUCGAGCUCCGCCCCCAAGGAGCCGGCCCCCAAAGCCACCCCCGCGGGCUCGCGCUUACGCUUUCCGGGCGGCGCGCGACGCGCUCGCUCCGCCCCACCAGCCCCGCCCCCUGGCCCCCUCUCCCUCUCUGGAGAGCCGGCGCGUACGAAUCGGGGCGUGAGGCGUCAGGGACGCGCGGGCACCUCAUCCUUCCCACCUUCCUACACUGUUGCUACUUUUCGCUGUGAGACAUUCCAGCUUCUCUUCCCCUUCCGUGAGUCCCUCCUUCCCUCUCCUCAGAGACCCCGCUCGCCCCACAGGCGGCCGCCGCCGCAGCUCUCGCGCCCCCGAGCGAACAGUGCGCGUGCGCGCGCGCGGACGCGCGGCCGUCGGGUCCCCGCGCUCCCUCCCCCUCCCGCUCCUCUAUAACUUGGUUGGCGUGAAGGAGGCGCCGCCGGAGUCGGAGGGCGGGGAGCUCGGAGGAGGGAGCUCGAGAGUUGUGGAGUCUAGUGACUGGAAGAAGUCGCAGCCUGCUUUGGUCGGCUCCUUCCCGCUCCCCGUCUUUCUCUCUUACACACCUACUCCGCCUCCUGCCCCAGCCCGCGACCUCGCUCCUUCUCUCGCCCGGGGGCCCCAGCCGGUCGCUCUUCGGGUUUCGGCGCGGCGGGGGCGCCCACGGGGUGCCCUCGCCCUCCGGGUGCGUGUGGACGGGCGGCGGGCGGGAUGUGGCGCCUGGUGCCCCCGAAGCUGGGCCGCCUGUCCCGCUCGCUGAAGCUGGCGGCGCUGGGCAGCCUGUUGGUGCUGAUGGUGCUGCACUCGCCGUCGCUGCUCGCCUCCUGGCAGCGCAACGAGCUGGCCGACCGGCGCUUCCUGCAGCUCAAUAAGUGCCCGGCGUGCUUCGGCACGAGCUGGUGCCGCCGCUUCCUCAACGGACAGGUGGUGUUCGAGGCGUGGGGCCGCUUGCGCCUGCUGGACUUCCUCAACGUGAAGAACGUCUACUUCGCGCAGUACGGCGAGCCCCGCGAGGGCGGCCGCCGCCGAGUGGUGCUCAAGCGCCUCGGCUCGCAGCGCGAGCUGGCGCAGCUCGACCAGAGCAUCUGCAAACGGGCCACCGGCCGACCCCGCUGCGACCUGCUCCAGGCCAUGCCCCGCACCGAGUUCGCGCGCCUCAACGGCGACGUGCGGCUGCUCACGCCGGAGGCGGUGGAGGGCUGGUCCGACCUGGUGCACUGCCCCUCGCAGCGCCUGCUCGAUCGCCUGGUGCGCCGCUACGCGGAGACCAAGGACUCGGGCAGCUUCCUGCUGCGCAACCUCAAGGACUCGGAGCGUAUGCAACUGCUGCUGACCCUGGCCUUCAACCCCGAGCCGCUGGUGCUACAGAGUUUUCCAUCUGAUGAAGGUUGGCCAUUUGCAAAAUAUCUUGGAGCUUGUGGAAGAAUGGUGGCUGUAAAUUACGUUGGAGAAGAACUGUGGAGUUACUUUAAUGCACCAUGGGAGAAACGAGUUGACCUCGCUUGGCAAUUGAUGGAAAUAGCUGAGCAGCUUACAAACAAUGACUUUGAAUUUGCACUCUACCUCCUGGACGUCAGCUUUGACAAUUUUGCAGUUGGUCCUAGAGAUGGGAAGGUAAUCAUUGUGGAUGCUGAAAAUGUUUUGGUUGCCGACAAAAGGUUAAUUAGACAAAAUAAACCUGAAAAUUGGGAUGUAUGGUAUGAAAGCAAAUUUGAUGACUGUGAUAAGGAGGCUUGCUUAUCAUUUUCGAAAGAAAUUCUUUGUGCUCGUGCAACUGUGGACCACAAUUAUUAUGCUGUUUGUCAGAACCUCUUAUCCAGACAUGCCACCUGGCGUGGCACUUCUGGAGGACUCCUUCAUGAUCCACCAAGUGAAAUUGCCAAAGAUGGCCGACUAGAGGCCUUGCUGGAUGAGUGUGCCAACCCAAAGAAACGCUAUGGCAGAUUCCAAGCUGCAAAAGAGCUGCGUGAAUAUCUAGCACAAUUAAGUAACAAUGUGAGGUAGUCUAUGCUGAACUUUCCUUUUUUCCAUUUAAAUAGCACUGGCUGAAACUAAACCACCAAAAACUAUAUGGCAAAAUGAAAUUUGGAAGUAAUACAUUCAGAAGAUGAUAAAGUUGCACUGAUAGAUCUUAUGUUAACAUCAAAAUAAGACAUUACUUCAAAAAUUACAUGACGCUUCUGCAAAUAAGUUUGUUCUUACACUUUGGAGACUUGAGCUAUCAUUGACUGCUUCGCUCCCCUGAAUGCCUGAGUGGAUUAAUGAAUAUCGUGAAGCUAUUGGAAAUGAGUCUGAUAGUUACUUUGGCUUGUGUAUCAAAGGGUACUUGGUAUUUGACUUAGUUUGCAUUACUAUCAUGAUUUUGUGAAUCUCUUGCAUUUACUUUGAAUGUCAAGUUAGAUUGGCCUGUUUUAUAGGCCACUUUUUCCUUCUGAUGUGUAGGUGUUCCCCACCCCCAUUUUUAUGUUUUUUAUUAAAUUUUACACAUUCAGGUUACUCUAGUUGUUUAUUUAAAUUUGAACUAGUUUUUGUUCAGUGCUAUGCGGUACACAUUUACUGUUAGGGCAAGAUUCCCAAGUUUACUGUUUUUUCAGAGCUGAAUAUUUUAUUGUGUAAAUACUUUUCUCUCCACAUUCUGUGGUUUCACCAUUGCAUGAAAUCAUUUAAGAUUAUUUAACAGUUACAUCCCUCUAUGCCUAUAAGUGUACACUAAACAUGAAGUUUGGCAUAUGUUGCAAAAUGUCAUCUUGUCCUUUAAAAGGCUUUAAGAAGAGUAUGCUAGCAAUCUUCACCUUAACAUUAAUUUUGAUUGAGGGAAAAAAACAACACAGUAUUUUUUAAAUGCUAACUAGUCCAAGAUAGUAAUGCAUAUGCCAAAGAAAUGUUAGAUCUAGUAUCAUGGUUAGAUUUUAAAAUUGGUCACCUACUACUACUUCUUAUCACACUUUCAAUAAUAGAACUCUGUCACUGUUACAUUCAGAUCUCCCUGGUUAUUCUUUUAUGUUCAAAAGUUAAGCUGCUUCCAAGCAUAUGUGACUUAAAGAUAUCCUACCUUAUAUUCAUUGGUAGUUUCGCAGACAUUAACAUGGUAGUCAUCAUCUUAGUUUAAUUGGGCGUUAUAACAUUAUUUACUGAUGGACUAGUAAUUUUUAUUGAAAAGCAUAGUUUAGCCAGUCUGCCCAACUUGGUCUCCAUUACCCCAUUGUUAAUCAAAUUUAAGUAUGUGGAUAAAAAAUUAAUGUGUGAAAUUUGUGGGCUAUUCUAAAAAGUUACAAUAUGUAAAUUGACUAUCACUGACCUAGGUGAUCCUUUUUUUGUUUAUUUGUUUAGAAUUAUUGCUUUAGCUUACAGCAAAGUUUGGUGUAGUGUGCAGUAGUAUUUAGUUCUAGACUGACCUUAUUCUAAAUCAGAAAGUGAUUAAAAUGUGCACAACCAAAGCCAAGUUUUUCUUUUCUUUUUCAUUCUUUCGGCAACUAUUUAUUGACCAUCAACUCUGUGCCAGGCACAUUACUAGCUGCUACACACUGUCUGAACAUGACAUAUGGUUAAGUAACUUUACAAUGAUUAUCAAAUACUUUAAUGUAGAUAUUUAAGUUGAAAUAGCAUUGAGAUAAGAUGGUGCAUUCAUGUUAUUUUACUGUUGUGAUAGAAAUUCUGCUUGUACCAUCUAUAACUGGGUUGCUACAAAAAAGCAUGAUGAAAUCAAUAAUGUUAAUCCCAGUAUAAAAACUGGGAGAAGGGUAAGGUCUCUCCAUUAUAAAAUAGAUUGCAUUAUGUCAAUUUUUAUACAUCCAUAUAUUACAGGUAUCAACUGGCCCUCAAAGAAACAUUUAAGUGCUAGAAAUUUUACUAAGCUGACUUUUUACAACUUCAGGAAACUUUUGAGGGGAGUAGGUAAAAUGAUUUGUCAAACAUUCUCCACUUACUCAGAACUUAAAUAAAGUACACAUUUUCAAAACAGCACCUUUUAUAUUUGAUAAGUGUUCAUUACAAACUUUAGAAUGCCAGUCACAGAGGGUUGUCUUCAUGUGGCUUAGCAAACGUUCAUGUUACUUUGGAAAAGUGAUUGUGAUUGCAGAACAGGAAGUGAGAAAACACUGCCAGCAGUGAUUGCUACUGGAGGUAGUUGUUACAACUACCAUUUCCCCCAUGAGAUUAUGUGGAAAGAUUGAGAAGAUAGUAAAAGAAUUAGGAAUUUUAAAUUACAGGGAAAAAUAUGUAUGUGAAAAGCAAUAAAUAUUUUGUUCACUUUGCUAUCAAGAUGUUCACUAUCAGAUAUUUAUUAUACAGCAGCAAUUUAUAUUUUUAAUCAUUGCCCAUUAAUAGACACAGUAAAAUAUUUUUGAAUCAGACAUUUGGGGUUUGUAUGUGCAUUAAAAUUGUCUUUUGUACUGUAAGUUACUGUUUAAUUUGAAUAUUUUAUCAGAACUGUCUCCCUGUGCCUUUAUAAUAAUAAAGUUGUUUCUACAACUUUUAAUGAUCUUAAUAAAGAAUACUUUAAGAAUCA
Molecule: messenger RNA, 4552 nt
Organism: Panthera uncia (snow leopard)
Lineage: Eukaryota; Metazoa; Chordata; Mammalia; Carnivora; Felidae
Gene: DIPK2A
Product: divergent protein kinase domain 2A
Exons: 3
Coding region: 757-2049 (430 amino acids)
Biological process (GO): cardiac muscle cell proliferation; regulation of phosphatidylinositol 3-kinase/protein kinase B signal transduction
Cellular component (GO): COPI vesicle coat
Source: RefSeq, a predicted model, not a curated record